Pyricularia oryzae 70-15 is the source of this 3634-nucleotide messenger RNA. RefSeq lists its product as uncharacterized. The transcript has a single exon. The coding region runs from base 341 to 2116 and encodes 591 amino acids. NCBI's taxonomy places the organism in Eukaryota, Fungi, Ascomycota, Sordariomycetes, Magnaporthales, Pyriculariaceae. The record is from RefSeq and is a predicted model, not a curated record.
GCAGACCUUGCCCAGAAAGGCUUGCAGCUUCCGACGCAGAAUCCGUACCAACAACUUCAUCUCCAAAAUAUAAAACACCAACGUCUAGCCAAAAGGUCACUUCAAAGUCUCCCUGCCUACCCUAACAUUGGAAAACCCUUAUAGGCAGGGAUUGACGAUUGACAAUGCCGUCAGCGCGCGAGUAAAGCAGCGAACUCGAUCUCGAACGAACACGAUCUUCCAUCCCAACAUAUAAUUAAGGCUCAAAUAGCAUCGAGCUGUAGCUUCAGAUUGCUACUAUUCGACCGUCUCAAACUUAUCAACCCUCCUUAGAGCCCUCACCGGCACCAAUAUCACCAUAAUGUCUCGUGCGCGUCUCAUUCUCCGCCGCCUCCUCCCGAGGGCCCGGGUGUCCCCGACUCUCAGGCCAUUGCCUCAUCGCCGCGCGGCCGGUACCAUGUCAAUAAUCGGCCGACCACAGCUUCCAUUCCUAGCCCCACCGAGCCCCCGACAACAAACACGGUAUAUGGGAACCGGCAGGCGGAACUGGUUGGUCAACGAGGCAUACUGGACUGUCUACUGGUGCUUCGUCUUUGGCACCAUGAGCAUCUUUGGAUGGGCGAUUGCGUUUGCAGUUCGUGAGGAGGUGCGCGAGAGGGAGCACCCCACGCCGCACGAGUGGUCCUUUAUAACGCGCUGGAUGGUCCGCGAGGCCAUGGCCGAGCGUGACGUCCUCGACACCAUCAAGCCCGACUGGCCUUAUAUUUUUCAACGGCUGCGCGAUGCAGCCAGGCGUCUCGAAGAUGGCAAGGUAGAUGGAAAGAAUGUCAACGACAUGGAGAUGGGCCAGGACCCGCCACACCCGCCAGAGAGCAAGGACUUAUCUGCAAAGGGCGAGGAGUGGAUAAGGGGUUACUACGAGGUUCUGAUGGCUUGGUGCAAGGCUGCGGAAUAUGUGGAUGGCUGGGUCGUUGACAAGACGCGAGGGAUAGUGUUCGCGCCCGAGGUUGUCAUUGGACCCUCUAACCCUAACAGGAAGCCAAUCCCUGUGGGAGCGGCCAGCGCGCCCAAGGAGGAAGACUGUGAGCUGGCCUUCCCCGAGCGGCCAGACAUGCUUUACCAGAAGGUCCUUGGCACCAAGGGGUUCACGCCGAGGCAGCGUAUGGACGCGGCUUUGGCGUAUGCUACUUGGUUGGAAUUCAAAGGGGAACAGGCCGCCGCAGGGGCCAUGUAUGAGCAGGCGGUGGGCAUUGCACUGGAUGCAGCAGGCCAGAGGGACUUGGUAGACCCCGAGAUGUGGACGCUAAAGGACUCGGCUCUUCCCUCUGCCAAUGCCCUGCGAUCAUUGACGGCAUACGCACAAUUCAAGGCGCGACAAGGCGAUACGUCAUCGGGACUGCCGAUGAUGGUGUCUAUCCUACGGGCACGACGGUCACUACCUAGUGUGGGCGCAGCAUUGGAAGCAGAACGCACAUUCAAACCGCGCCAGAUCACACAGGAGAAGUGGUUCGCCGAGAAGAUUUCCGACCUGACAGUCUCGUUCUUCUCACCGCCACCGUACCCGCCCCCGCCACCGGACGGCACGAGACCACCAGCUCGCGACACCAAGGAGAGGUGCGAAGAGGCUGCCUUGCACAUGCACAUCGGUGAAAUCAUGUACGCAUCAUCAGCGCGCGCGAGGGAGGAAGGGCUGGCAUGGACGCGCGAGGCGGUCGACACUGCCGAGGAGCAGCUGCACCAAAUUCAGGGUGAGGGGGCCGCGAACAAGAAUAGCAUGAGUAUCACGAGCGUCGUUUUUGGGACGGCAAGGCGCGACGAGCGCGACCUCAUCUCAAGGCGUAACGUAGUCAGCCUGGACGCCCGUACGACCUGCCGCGAGUGUCUCGCCGCCGGGCUGGACAACUGGGCCUUAAUGGUCCGGCAGCUGGCGGCGGAGGAGCAGAGGCAAAAGGAGAAGCGUGGCGAGGAGCCCUCUUCCGGUGGCUCAUGGUUUGGGCUCUGGGGACGUGGCGGUCAGCAAGCCGGACGGUGGGAGGCCGAGGAAAAGGUCGUCGAGGAGAGGAUGGAAAGGGCUAAGAAGCUCUUGGACGACCCGGAUGCCCCAUCCGUCGGGCCCAUGUCACUGUUCCAGGUUUAAGCUCCUGGAAUGAUGGCUUUGCCACAUAUCUACAAAAUAGUUCAAUCUCAUCCUGUCCUUCAGAAGCCAAUGGAACUCAGCGGGUUCGCGGCAUACUUUCUUCAAUGCAGGGUAAACACGUCUAGCCCAGUCCGUUAGCGACUCGCACCAUGUCAUGAUACGCUUUUGAUUUCUUGAUCGAGGGGCGUAUUGCAACCAGUCUCGUACCCCCCAUUCGUCUGGGAGCAUAGGAAGGCCCAUGUCUCAGCUCGAAGAGCCAUGAUUACCAGCGCGUGACAGCCUGAUGUCCCGCGAUUUUGUCAACCGUACCAAUGAUAUUGGAAUAUCAGGCAAAGAGGACCCUUGCAAUAUUGGCCGUCGUUUGGGAAAUUUGUGGCGAGAAAAGAAACAAGAAAAAAGGAAAACAACCAAAAGAAAAAGAAAAAGAGAAAAAGGGCUAUCCUAUCUGCAGAGCGUACUCCUCAUCGGAACUGCCCCCGUCCGUGUGGUGCGACGAAAAGGUGCAGAAGGUGUGACCUCCAUACGUCCUCUUUCAGCAAAAUCUCCGUUGCCGAAAAGUCGAGCGCAUUGCCGCUUGGGUGAUGAUCAUAACAGAUUCCGGCAGGCAAUUCUGCCCUCGUGUUGCCAAGACUGAUUGCUUUUUGGGGGACAACUCCACGGCGACGCUGGAAAUCUGCAGGGGGGUAACGAUUUUGACCUUGCGGCAGGCAAGACGGCGCAGGUAAACGCCCUUUGCGACUGGGGUAAUUAGUGCUCAGUGGAGAGAUGAUGAUGAAUAACAAUAAUUGCCACGUUGGGCUCCGCAAGCUUUCAUCGUCAAACAAGUUUGGCUAUCGCUGACAACCCUUUUUUGCGUUCGUCAUUUUCGAGGAUCGAGUCUUUCUCGGAAACGUCUAGCGGCCUGUCCUGUCACAUCGGAGAUGCCCGAUGAUUACUAGGGGCGCAGCGCCAGUCCAAGUUUACGGGAGCGACGAUGCGAAAACGUCAAUGAUCCUGUAAAAGUUCGCGUGAACGUAUCUGAGCAACAAUCAAGCAUCCUAAGAUGCUAGAACUAAUACAUGCCUUGGCAGUGUCACUAGGAUACUCCUUGUUUCGUCGACGUUUGGUUGCAUGGUCGUCAUUUGAGGUGGCUUUAAUUUUUUUUUGUUCUUGUUUUCUUCACCACCACCAUAUUCAGAAUGCGGAAAUGCGCGAACAAAUGAAAUGCUGUGGAGUGCAGAGUAUUGCAAGCCUUUGGCGAGAAUGGUCAGAUUGUCGCAAACAUAGCUAUGUUCGAGGUGGCCUGAUUUCAGCCACGACUACCAGCCCAAUCUGACAAGGGGCAAAGCACCAAACCGUUCUAGGCUUAAUGUGCUUGUGUGGUAUGAGGUUGGGUUGCGUGCUGUUUUAUCCGGCGGAAUAUUUUACUACUUACGACAGUAGAACGAGGGGAUAAUAUUACUGGGCUACUGGACUGAGUGCCAAAAAUAUCACCAGUACCGUAUUAUGAUACAAGACCUAAGCGCUGCACCUACUGAG